Messenger RNA from Asparagus officinalis (garden asparagus), 1227 nucleotides. RefSeq lists its product as uncharacterized. The record is from RefSeq and is a predicted model, not a curated record. The transcript is spliced from 5 exons. The coding region runs from base 72 to 977 and encodes 301 amino acids. Gene Ontology annotation, biological process: ribosomal small subunit biogenesis. Lineage: Eukaryota; Viridiplantae; Streptophyta; Magnoliopsida; Asparagales; Asparagaceae.
CCUACGAGAGGCUCACAGGUUACCCACCUUGGGAUAAUUUUAUCCCUUUUCUCCUCCGCUGCCCUCCGGCUAUGGAUUUGGUCUCAGGGACCGGAGUAGCUUCAGGAUUCACCGCUCGGCCUCGCCGGAGCGCCGCCUUGGGACCCCGGCGCCCAAGUUCCCUCCUCUUCCCAAAAUGCCCCCGCCUCUCUCUGCACGCUCAACGCACUUCUCUAGUUGCUCGUGCGAAGAAGAGGGGCUCUGUCGCCCAACCAAUCCUCGACGAGGAAGGAGGAGGAGAAGGAGGAAGAGACGAUUAUGCUGAGGAUUUUGGCGAUGAAAUACUGGUGGAUGAUGAUGAGGCUUUUGAAGAUGAAUUUGAGAUGGAUGAUGCAAAACUAUAUGUAGGAGACGGAGGUGAAGGUGGUGGAAUAUCUCUUGCUGGUACUUCGUGGGACAAGAAGGCAUUAAGUCUGGCAGAAAAAGUUUCAAUGUCAUUUGAUGGUGACUUGAAAAUAUAUGCUUUCAAGACCACUGUAAAUUCUACCAUCCGGGUACGAAUUGAAAAGCUCUCGAGUAAGUAUGGCUCUCCCAGUAUGACCGAUAUCGAGGCUUUCUCUUCUGCCUAUCAAGAGCUCUUAGAUGAAGCUGGGCUUGCUGGCACUAUUCCAGAAAAUUUAUCGUUGGAGGUAUCUUCUCCCGGGGUUGAAAGGGUCGUUAGAAUCCCUGAAGAGCUUGAAAGAUUCAAAGAGAAGCCCAUGAAAGUGAGAUACACCAUCAACAACGCUGCAUCUGAUUCCCCUCAAGAAAGUGAAGGAAUAUAUAAGCUUAUUUCUUUCGAUUUGGAUUCUCAAAAUUGCACUUGGGGUAUAGCAGAUGUGAAGGCGAACAGAAAACAAGCAGGAAAGGGGAGACCACUCACCAAGAAACAGAGGGAAUGGCGGUUGCAGACGCCAUUUGAUUCAUUGAUUUUGGUCAGAAUACACUCUGAUUGUUGAAUGUGUGUUUUUCGAUUUUUGAAAUAUAUGAAAUAAGUAGUUAUGGUGGGUAGAUGAUAGUGUAGUUUUACAUUUUUUUUUGCACAAAAAUAUGAGUCGUGAUGACUAGAAAUUUAGUAGUUUCUGCUAAUGAUGCGAAAACUGAAGUAUAUGGUUUGAUUGUGUGCUUACUUAAUAUUAGGCUAAACUUCAAUAGAGAUCCCGACGUAUUGAUUAAAUAUUAUUUGGGUUCUUAAUGUUUGAAAGCCAU